UUGUGACUAGAGCUACUCCCUCCAACUUAAGUAAGGCUUUCUACUGAUACAUGUAGCCAUACUGAGAUUUUGCUGACUCUGGAAGCAAGACUAACAGAAAAAAUGUGUACAGUUUCAUACGAGUCUAGUCUGUGUUGUUGCUGGGAAAAGGAGGGAUAGUCACAUCGUAGGAAAUAGGAAUGACGUUGUGUUCAGGAAUUAGUUGUAAAGGGUGAUGUUUUCUGCCGUUCAAGCAAUCCAUUCAGGUAGACAGAGCCAGAAAGCCUUGCAGGUCUAUUACUUCCUUUUGUUAAAAAUAAGAAUGCAAAAGGCAUAUUCUUACACAUCAAAGAGAGAUGAAAGGUAUUUGCUAUUUAUAUAUAUUUUUCAUCAGCAGAAGAAAUAAAAGUUUUCCAAAAAAUGAAGUACCGUGGGAGAAAAAACUCAGCCUACCUCCAAACUCAAAAAAUCUCUGGGAUUGGCUACUUCUGUUUCUUCAGAAUGAGCUCAGAUCACCUUUUCCAGCUAAGUACUAAGAGGAAAGGAGAAGUGAAAGGUUUUUCUAAUGUCUGCCCUAACUUCUGUAAUUAAUAGAAGGGAUAAUUUACUAGUUACUCAGCUGAAUUAUAUACUAGCAAGACCAACAUAACAUUAGUAACUUGGGAGGAACAAGAAAGAGUUUGUACUUGGGUAAAUGUUUAUCUCCCAGCAAGAAACAUCUGAGUCACCAAAACAAGAAAGUCAGUCACUUAUACCAGGCAGCCAGGUGGCAGCUUUUGUCUCUUUGGUUUUUUGUUAAAUAGCAAGAUGAAUUAAGGGAUGGUUGAUCUUGUUAGGUGUCUGGCGCUUUGGAAGGGUUGUGUCCCAAAAUGUUUAUAUUAGUUCUGCUAGUCAUUUUAUAAAACUUUGUUUAUCUGGCAGGAAGAAUGAGGCAGCAUUUUACACAUGUCGUGCCAGCUCUACAACUGCACCAAGUGGCAGAAUAAUCGGGCACUUGGGAGUAAUUGCCUGGUUAGUUGUGCCGACUUUGUGGCAGACAAAACCACCAGAGUUUUGAGCAAAUGGAAGCAUAUAAAAUUAAGAAAGAGUAUUUUUUUCUUAUGUUGCUCCCAUCUUGAGUGACUGCACCUGGGCACUGGUCCACAGCAGCAUCAUUUUCACACUGGGCCACUGAGUCUGGCCCAGAUGUGAUAGAUUUAAGGGAUUGUGUGGAUAGACAUUAAGGAUAAAUGUAGCAAUCAUGAGAAAUGUGUUCUCUUACAGUAGCAAAUUUUUGUUGCUAUUUCUGUGUUGUUUAGGAGAGAAAGACAGAAAAACAGUUACUGCACUGUUGGUUGGUUUAGAGGAUUAUGCCAUUACCUAGUAAACAUGUUUUGGUUUUUUUUUUUGUCCUAGGUGCUACAGGGACUACUAAAGAUGUAGCAGAAGAAUCCAUAUCAGAUGAUGACAAAAGGAGGAACUAUGGAGGGGUGUACGUGGGCCUGCCAUCGGAUGCGGCUGCCAUGGCUCCCAGUCAGACGAAAGCUGCACCCAAAGGUACUGGCAGAAGGAAAUAAAGACAUCAAGAUGCAAACAAACCAAGUCUAUUAAGAACAGUUGCCAGUGCUUUGGAGAGAGCUGUCUUUGUGCUGAAGAUUUUGAUAUUUACACAGCCUUCCAGAGAGCAAGAGAGAUCAGAGCACCAAAAAAUCCAAACUGUUCCAAGUUCCAACUACGGGUAAAGCUUAAAGUAUAGCGUUGAAUUUGUUUCCAAUGAUAGUUCCAUUAUGGAAACCUCCUGCUGUUCUCCAGUGAAAGAUGAAAUUAGUGAACUCAUGGUGGAUGUUUCUGCACAAGAGCUAACUUUGAUGAUCUGCAACUUAUUUCUCUGUGGCCAUAUUGCAGAUUCCAUCAGCUAUCAGCUAUGCUUCAUAUAUUUCCUCAAAAAAAGUUUGAUAGAUUUUAUAUAGAAAACUAUCACUACUGUCCAUUAAAUAGUUUCUAUGGUAGAUUCCUGUAAAUUAAUUGUUAUUUUACUUCAGAGUAAUAUAUUUGACAGGUUUGCAUCUUUUGGGGAAUAUUGCAAAUUUUCAUAAUUUUGCUGUGAAAUAUUAAGAAUAGGAUGAAACAAGCUUAAGACCUUAAGGUUCUUUAUAAUUAUUACUGUUCCUUUUAUACCAUGAGACAAAUAUUAGUGUUUAAUUUUCACCUUGUAAAAAGAUGUUGCUCAAGGAAAUUGAUUCAAAUCAGAACGAUAUACUUAAUUUUAUUAUUUACAUGUCUGUUUAUAUUUUAGUUUAGCUAUAUCUUUUAUAAAGUAUUACAUGUAAAAAAAUACAAACAAAAUAAACUAUUAUGUGUUCCAUUCCAUGUAAUAAUAAUAAUAUGUCCUUGCAUAAGGAUGAAGUGAUAGUAUUUUCAGAGAUAGUGGGACUAAACUCCAGUGCUGCACCCUCCUGACCUGUACAGUAUUUUUGAUCACUAUUAGAGUUUUAUAUCCCUGUCUCAUCUGAAAGCAGCUCCAGUAUGGCAAAUUGAAACAGAAUGAGUAUUAUUACUACUUUAGCAAAUUGUUCAGGUUUUAAAAUUCAUUAAGUUAAUAGCAAUUGUAAGUUUCACAUAGAACAUAAAACAGAUUGUACAUUUACAGAUGGCUCAAUAAGUAUUUAAACUACUAAAGCCUUUUGCAUUA
Camarhynchus parvulus is the source of this 2650-nucleotide messenger RNA. It is a transcript of the gene C1AH12orf75, whose product is annotated as chromosome 1A C12orf75 homolog. The record is from RefSeq and is a predicted model, not a curated record. The coding region runs from base 1329 to 1535 and encodes 68 amino acids. NCBI's taxonomy places the organism in Eukaryota, Metazoa, Chordata, Aves, Passeriformes, Thraupidae. The transcript is spliced from 5 exons.